GCGUGCUUAUGCAGCCGCCAUAUUCUGUGACAGUAUUUUGAUUCGUAUCUGCUGGAAGUGAGGAAAAAGAGAAAAGUGAAGGGCCGUCGAGGGGAGGGGGGGCUGAAAAAGAGGAGCUGUCAAAAAGGUAUUCCCGAGUCUCUGUCAAGCGGCGGAGGGCUGAGGCGCCGUGUCCCUCCCCUGGCGCUAUUUCGAGGACACUCAAGGCCCGGGGCCUCGGUGCAGUUGGCUCUUCGUCUGCCUGGUAGUAGCUGGAGCCCUCCCGGCUACUCCUCUCCCAGCUCCGCGGCCCUCUGGAGGUCCGGCGGCGGUCUCGGGUGUUGAAGGCGGCCCGGGGAGCGGCGGCGGCGGAAGAAGCAAAAAAAUGUUCAAGAUGAAGGCAACUUGCUGCCACGAUUGACGCCCCAGUGCGCUGAACUGAACAAAAGUCCUGACGCGGUAACAUACGAAUGGCCCAGGGAAGCCACCAGAUUGACAUUCAGGUUUUGCAUGACCUGCGCCAGAAAUUCCCUGAAGUCCCAGAGGGUGUUGUCUCCCAGUGUGUUCUGCAGAACAACAACAACCUAGACGCCUGCUGUGAAUACUUGUCUCAAGUCAGUCCAGGCUACCUAUACAGUGAAGAAGGAAAUCUCAGCUUUUCUGACGAUCCCAGCUUUACCAGGCUCCGUAAUCACAUGACCCAGCUGAACCUGGGACUGCAGUCUCAGAAUGUGCAUGUGGCCCCGGUUCGGGACGGCCUGAGAAUGAACGGCAGUCGGACUCUGGCUCACAGCCCGAGUGACGGGCCCCUCCAGACAGGCCAGGCCCCAAAUAGUGACUUCUUUCAGCAGGAGUCCCAGUCAGCCUCAGUGCAGGUGCCAUCCAGCCUCCAUGUAUUUGGUGGGAUGGAACCCACUCGCAAACAGCAGCCUCCACAGCACCUUGGACUGUACCCUCUGGGUGUCAAAGGAACAACUAUGGGUGCCCAACAGACACCACGCUACAACCCAUUUACAGUGACGCUAGCCCCCAAUAUCCAGACAGGCCGUAACACCCCCACUUCCUUGCACAUACAUGGCGGGCCACAGUCGGGCCUCAGCAGUCCACAGGGUAAUUCUAUCUAUAUCAGGCCCUAUGUUAGCCAGACCGGUACAACUCGGCAGAACCAGCAGAUAGGGGGCAGGGCCCAGUACAGCCCCACUUCCCAGCCCCAGCAGCAGAUCUACCAGAUCUCACACCCCUCCUCACUGUCUGGCUCCUGGUCCGGCCCUCAGCUCGCCUCCUCUUCACAUACCUCACAGCACCAGGGCCACCAGACCUCUCAUGUCUACAUGCCCAUCAGCUCCCCCACAAAUCCCCAGGCCCCCUCCAUUCUUCCCACUGGAAGCCAGGCCUCUUCCUCUGGUGUCUCCUCAUGCUCAUCUUCCUCCUCCUCCUCUGUCAUGCCCACUUCUUCUACCAUCAGCCAGUACAACAUCCAGAACAUCUCCACUGGCCCAAGGAAGAAUCAGAUAGAGAUCAAACUUGAAUCUCCUCAGAGGAGCAACUCCACAACCACAACAGCAGUGCUGAGGACAAGCAGUGGGCCCCGUUCAUCCUCCACCUCCUCCUCCUGUCCCUCCUCUUCGUCCUCCUCGACGGGGGUGGCUACUGUCCCUACCACCCCUCUGUCAAUCGGAUGCCCAGGUCUGAGCCGCAGCCAGCCAACUGUUUACAUCUCUGCCAGCCCACCUACUGCUGGUACUACUCCCUCUGAGGAGGCUGUCGUGGCCUCAGGCGGCUCCCGCUCCCAACCCAAGUUUUACAUUUCUGCCAAUGCCUCCAGCGACUACGGUGGGGGAAGGAAUCCUCCCACAGUCUACAUCUCAGCCAACCCUCCUUUGCAGGGGCCAUCAGGGCCUAGGAACAUGGGAGGCCAAGUAAGCAUGGGCCCCGCUUACAUCCACCACCAUCCACCUAAGUCUCGUGCCUCUGUGGGAGGAGGAGGCACAGCUUCCCCUCGUGUGGUGGUGACUCAGCCCAACACCAAAUACACUUUUAAAAUCACAGUGUCCCCCAACAAGCCACCAGCUGUGUCCCCUGGGGUAGUGUCUCCUACUUUUGAGCCCAACAACCUCCUCAGCCUACCCUCAGACCACCUCUUUGUGGAGCCAGACCCCCUCAAUCUUUCAGACCCACUGUCAGCACACGGGGACAGGCCGAGUGAGCCUCGCAGACUCAGCAUGAGUUCAGAGGAUGCGGCAUACACACAAGCGUUGUUGGUCCACCAGAAGGCGCGCAUGGAGAGGCUGUGGCACGAGUUGGAGAUGAAAAAGAAGAAGCUGGAGAAGCUAAAAGAGGAGGUGAACGAGAUGGAGAACGACCUGACCAGGAGACGGCUGGAAAGAUCCAACUCAGCCAACCAAAUUCCUUCUAUCGAGGAAAUGAAGCAGUUGCGAUGCAAAAACAGGUUACUGCAGAUCGACAUCGACUGCCUCACCAAAGAAAUUGAUCUCCUUCAAACAAGAGGACCACACUUUAAUCCCAGUGCAAUCCAUAACUUCUAUGACAACAUUGGAUUCCUUGGUCCUGUCCAACCCAAACCCAAAGGUACUUUAUCAAUUGACUCGGGCAGUAAGAUCGUGAAGCCCGUAGCAGACCAGGAGGAGGACGAGGGGACGCAGUGGAGCUGCACAGCCUGCACCUUCCUCAACCACCCCGCCCUCAACCGCUGUGAACAGUGCGAGUUCCCGCGGCACUUCUGAGCCAACCAGGUUGCACCGCGCCGCCAUCUCCUCUGCCCACCUGUAUCUCACCAGACAAGAAUAGAAAAGGGGCCCCCUCCUUCUAUUUCUUUUUUCCCUACGUGUAUGAAUACUGGGACAGGGCGUGGUCUUUGUGCAUUGUGCGGCCUCCUUAUUAUUAUUUUCCUCCUAUUUUCUGUUUCCUCUAUAAGGUUUUUUGUUUAAUGCUGUCCACUGAAGGCUUGACUGGAUAGUGUUUACAACUUGUUUUUUUCCUAAAGGAUGAUACCUCACCUCAGAGACUCGGAGUGCGUGGGGUCACUUCCCCCUUUGUUUCUGCUCCAUGGGUGACACUAGCGCCCGGGGCUACCUCGCUGCUCCCAAUUACAGUAUUACGAGCGUGGCCCUGCAGUGUGAUGGCACACACACACACACACACACACACACACACACACACACACACACACACACACACACACACACACACACACACACACACACACACACACACAACACCAAAACACACACACACACAAACACCCCAAAACACACACACACACGCACACACACAACACACAGGUGCCAAUGUGCCUUUUGCUGAAUGAAUACAUUAGUUUUUCCUUUGUGGUGGCAUGACUGGGGGAUCGGGAACUUUUCAGCCACCGCUCUCCUUCUGAAGGGCAAACUAACAGACUACUCUUGGACUUUUAAGUUUGUUUGCUGUUUUUCUAGAGGAUGUCAAAGGGGGGACAAAAACAUGCCUCUUUUCCUGCCCCUUCAGCUGUCUCUUCAGUCAUGAGUUAUUGAAAAAAGAAAUUAAGUUGCAUGCUUUGUGUACAGUACACGGAGGCAGAAACUCCCCAUGAGCUUUUUACUGUACAUAAUUUAGAAUGUGCCUUAAAAGCCUUCUUCCUCACACUAUGAAUCACUUGUAUUUCUUGUAAGUAUAGCUUUAUAGACUUUAUUAGUUUUUUUGUCUUGUUUUGUUUCCCUCUUUCAAAUCAAUAAGCACCGUGCUCCCUUUUUAAGCUUUUUACUUGAUAUCUGUGAGAGUUGAAGCCUUGCAGAAGGAGAGGAACAGAGCAGUCAUCAUGAAGCUACGCCUGCCAGGUCCGUUCAUCGCUCGUGAAAAUGCUGAGUUCCCUGUGUACGAUCUGCAGAUGCAGCAAAGUGGAAGGCCAUGGAGGAGUCUUUAAUUUUUUUAACUUUAUUUUCUUCAGGACGCCAAAUAUGUUCAGGACUGUCGGGGAGGGAAUAGGACAAAAAGCAAAUUACAAACUGCCAUUUUAUCUGACAACUGGAAUGUAGGUUUAAUGUUUGGGGACGAAGACACCUCAGUGCAAAGAGACUUUCAUUUUCAAGAAGAAUCAUGGUUUCACUGCAGAGUAAUGUCAUAGUGCUCCUGGAACAGCUGAUUGGAUGAAAAGUGUCCAUGUUGCUGUGCACCUGAAUUUGGUUUCUGUGAGGUCCACUGAUCAGUGAAUGUGUUUCUGUUUAAGUUGUUCCUAUAAAACAGAAAUAUACAUAUAAGUCCAACAUGUCGCCGUCGUUACAGCAUCUCUGAAGCAGACAAGACAAAAAACAAGACCUCAUGUUUUUACCACAAUAUAAGCACUACGUUACUGUCCACUUAGUAUACUCUUCCUUUUAUUUGGCUCCAUUCAAUCCUCCAAAGUGUGUAUUGUCAAAGGGGGGGUCCUAAAGUUUCCUUAUUAUCAUUAACUUACCUUAACUGUGGAGUAGUUACUUUUUUCCACCUUUGUGAAAUGCCUUGCAUUAGUGCCUUUAUUAAAUUUGUAUUGAUAAUCUAUUUUGUCACAUCCAAGUGCCAUUUUUAAAACCAAAACCUUACUAUUGUAUAAACCCAUUUAAGAAUAGAAGAUGAAUUAUUGUCUCUUAAGCACUUACAUCAAACCUUUUCCUUUUUCCAAACCAAAGAAACCAGUUUUCAGCUUUGUCUGCACCUUGGUGUGUAGAGGCAGUUUAUUCAUGUUUUAUUAAAUGGAAAAAAUCCUUUGGAUAUCUAAAGUGUUUUUUUGUUGUUUUUUUAACAUUUUAGCUGGGAAAACUUUCUUUGUAACGGAUAAGUUAUUUGUAAAAAUGAUUAAAAAAAAUCUAUUCUGAA
Platichthys flesus (European flounder) is the source of this 4827-nucleotide messenger RNA. RefSeq names its product TGF-beta activated kinase 1 (MAP3K7) binding protein 2 (gene tab2). Gene Ontology annotation, biological process: positive regulation of protein kinase activity. The transcript has 7 exons. Lineage: Eukaryota; Metazoa; Chordata; Actinopteri; Pleuronectiformes; Pleuronectidae. The record is from RefSeq and is a predicted model, not a curated record. Gene Ontology annotation, molecular function: ubiquitin binding; K63-linked polyubiquitin modification-dependent protein binding. Bases 450 to 2723 code for a protein of 757 amino acids.